Messenger RNA from Copidosoma floridanum, 3414 nucleotides. It is a transcript of the gene Gcn5, whose product is annotated as Gcn5 acetyltransferase. Lineage: Eukaryota; Metazoa; Arthropoda; Insecta; Hymenoptera; Encyrtidae. The record is from RefSeq and is a predicted model, not a curated record. Gene Ontology annotation, molecular function: histone H3 acetyltransferase activity; protein binding. Gene Ontology annotation, cellular component: nucleus; ATAC complex. Gene Ontology annotation, biological process: positive regulation of transcription by RNA polymerase II; chromatin remodeling.
CGUUUUAUUAUUGUUGUUUUGACCAAUUGGUAAUCAGUUUUCUGACAUUUCAUGGGAAAAUAAACAAAUAGUUCAGUUAGUUUUCUUCAGUAAAAUUCAUUUCUACCGUAUUGAAAAGCUUAAAAAAUGUCAGGAGAGGAAAACAGUAGGCCAAUGUCCAAUGCCUCUGCAGAAAGUAUCGGGCAAACAAUCACAAGCUCAUCACAAGGCUCGAGCAACGUUGCAGAGUCAAAUGCCAUGCCACGACAAGAACAAGCCAGUAGGCAAAAUAAUCUUCAGAGAAUACAUCUGCGCAAGCAGCAGGUUUUUAAUUUACCUCAAGUUAAAAAGUUACUGAAACUAGCAAGCUACAGCGCUUGUCAGGUUGAAGAGUGCAAGUGCAACGGCUGGAAGAAUACACAGACUCAUCCAAAAUCCAAUCAGAGAAAUGAACCACAGCCCAUAGCCACCUUUACCGAUCCGUGUAGAUGUUGUACUCAUACUUUGGAAAAUCAUGUGUCACACUUGGUCACACAAUCUGAUGAUAUGAUCAACAAACUGCUAGGCAUGGUUGUUGAUGUUGAUAAUAUAUUCAUGGGCAUGCACAGAGAAGAGGAUCUGGACACAAAGAGGGUGUAUUAUUAUCUAUUUAAAUUACUGAGAAAGAGCAUCCUGUCGAUGACCAAACCAACCAUAGAUGGACCCUUGGGACAGCCUCCUUUCGAGAAGCCGAGCAUAUCAAAGGCAAUAACUAAUUUUGUGGCUUAUAAGUUUGGACACUGCUCCCAGCGUGACUGGCAGUCAAUGUACGACUUGGCAAAGAUGUUUCUUCAUUGUUUGAAUCAUUGGAACUUUGAGACUCCUAAUGCUAGAAGAACUGCCGUGACCACUGAUGACGCGCCAGCUUACAAGAUCAAUUAUACAAGGUGGCUAGUUUUCUGCCACGUUCCAGCCUUUUGUGAUUCUCUGCCUCAUUUCGACACUACUAUUGUUUUUGGACGAACAAUGCUCCAAGCUGUUUUCAAAUCAGUUUGUAAACAGUUGAUGGACAAGUGCCACACCGAAAAAGACCGAAUGUCCAUGGAGAAACGCGUUCUUAUUUUAAAUCACUUUCCUAGAUUUCUUCAGAUGCUCGAUCCCGAAAUUUAUGGGGACUCCUCGCCGAUCUGGGACCCAGAGUUCAAACCAGCUCUGCCUCCAUAUUUGCAAGCGUCCGUUGACCUCAAGACCAUUCCUGGACGUAAAACUGGUGAAUUCGAGAAAGUCACGGUUGCCCCCAACGACAAGGACAAUUUCACGACGAUCAAUCUCAGUCCGGGGUUAAAGAAAAUCCAGGGUAAACGAACCACGAGUUUGGAUAUCAGAGGCGACUCGAAGAAGCGCAAAACUGACGAGGCGUUCGAUGACAUAUCCGAGGAGGUAGUGACCAAGAUAAUCGCGACCAUCAAAGAUCCAAAUUUCAUGUUUGGCUUGGAUGCUAUAUUCCCGCCAAAUGCACCGCGCGAUGAGACACCCAAGCUCGAGGAAAGCAGGAAGAUUAUAGAGUUCCACAUCGUAGGUAACAGUCUAACUAAGCCAGUGUCCAAGCAAACUAUGCUUUGGCUCAUAGGGCUGCACAAUGUAUUCAGCCACCAGCUGACGAGGAUGCCGAUGGGGUACAUAUCGCAGUUGGUCUUUGAUCCGAAACACAAAACUCUUGCGCUGAUAAAGGAUGGACGACCAAUUGGCGGUAUUUGCUUCCGCAUGUUCGCGAGUCAAGGUUUCACCGAAAUAGUCUUCUGCGCUAUGACGUCCGAGCAACAGGUCAAGGGCUACGGCACCCACUUGAUGAACAUGCUCAAGGAUUACCACGUUAAGCACAACAUUCUGCACUUCCUCACGUUUGCGGACGAAUAUGCCAUAGGCUACUUCAAAAAGCAGGGCUUCAGCAAGGAAAUCAAGCUACCACGCAUAGCGUACCAGGGCUACAUCAAGGAAUACGAGGGCGCGAUGUUGAUGCACUGCGAGCUUAACGCCAAGAUCGUCUACACGGAGUUCACGACCGUGGUGCGCAAGCAGAAGGAAAUCGUCAAGCAGCUGAUCUACCAGCGCCAACAAGAGAUACAAAAGAUCCAUCCGGGCCUCACGUGUUUCAAGGAGGGUGUGCGUGGCAUCCCAGUCGAGUCGAUACCCGGCAUCCACGAGACGGGAUGGAAGAACUGUGCUCAGACGCGUACGCGAGGAAUCGCCAAGGGCUCCCAGGGCCCCGAGCCCAUAGAAGCGAGCCUUGACAUUCACGAUUCGCUCUACAAUGGCUUGAAGAGCGUACUCGCGAGCGUCAAGAAUCACACGGCAGCCUGGCCCUUCCUCAAACCUGUUGACAAAAACGAGGUGCCUGACUACUACGACCACAUCAAGUAUCCCAUGGAUUUAAAAACAAUGACCGAACGGCUCAAGUUCCGGUACUACGUGACGCGCCGGCUCUUUAUCGCCGACAUGACACGCAUUUUCACCAACUGCCGUUUAUACAAUGGCCCGGACACCGAGUACUAUUCCUGCGCCAACUCUCUCGAGAAGUACUUCCAGACGAAGAUGAAGGAGCUUGGGAUUUGGGACAAAUAGUCGAGAGACCUGUUGCUGUCCACUGCUGAUGGCAAGAUUUCUUUGUCCUCUGUCCCCGACGUCGUUCUCCUUAACAAUGAUGACAAUGACGACGAUGAGAUCGUCGAGUUGUAGGAGUGAGCAGUCGGGAGAGUUUAGUUACAGGUUCAAGGAAUUGACUUUUUAAUUGAGAUGUUUGGUGAGUGUCGAGAUCCGCGUUAAACGGUGAUAGUAAUAGAAUACCGUCCUUGAGAAUGCAAAGUUUGCAACGAUUUUGAUUCGAUUUGAGAGUGCAUGGUUGCGGUAUCUCACGCGGGUCUGUCUUCUCAACUGUGUUGAUUGAUUCGUUUAGAGAUCCUUUAGUUUUAAGAUAAGAACAUGUAUUAUUGCGAAGAAUAUCUCUGUAAAGGAAAAUAUUUUUCAAAGCAGCUUAAAGUACUUGCAUUGUAUAUACAUCGAAAGACUGUUUUUUUUUUUUGUAAUUGUUGAAAUGAAAAGUACCGUGCAUAACUUUAACGUAAUGUGUGACUGUUGGAACUGAUUUGAAAAAAAAAAAAAAAAAAAAAAAUUAAAUUAAACAUAAGAAAACAAACAUAACGGCGUCAGGGGUUGUCAGACUGAAUUAUAAUUAUUAAAAAAAAGUAGUAAUAAAUUAAAUUGAGUUAUAUGAGCUUGUAUUAUCGAUUGUAAACUCAAAAUACGAGAGAAGCGUGUAAAAUUUUGGUGUAAAUAAUGUAGGCUAUAAACGUACUAUCGUAAUGUCAUUGUAAUGUUAAAUUUUUCAAAAACCGGCACUAUUGUGUCUUCUCAUCUUUGCUUGUAAAGUUAGUUGAAUAAACGUAUAAUCUUCCUUCA